GCUCCUGAAAGAGUCGUAACGUAAACAGCGACAAACCGGCAAAGUGUGGAUUCUCUGCUCCACAGUCACACAGCGGAGGUUCCCCGGUUCUCUGGCCGCUCCGUUAGCCGUUAACUGACCGGUGGACGGAUCGUUAGCCGUUAAUUGACCGGUGGACGGAUCGUUAGCCGUUAACUGACCGGUGGACGGACCGUUAGCCGUUAACUGACCGGUGGACGGACCGUUAGCCGUUAACUGACCGGUGGACGGACCGUUAGCCGUUAACUGACCGGUGGACGGACCGUUAGCCGUUAACUGACCGAUGGACGGAUCGUUAGCCGUUAACUGACCGGUGGACGGAUCGUUAGCCGUUAACUGACCGAUGGACGGACCGUUAGCCGUUAACUGACCGGUGGACGGAUCGUUAGCCGUUAACUGACCGGUGGACGGAUCGUUAGCCGUUAACUGACCGAUGGACGGACCGCCGCCGCUGCCCCCGGAGCUCUGGGUGUGCGUGUUCAGCUACCUGAGCACGGAGGAGAAGCACACCGUGCGCACCUGCUGCCGACACCUGAAGAAGCUGGUGGACCACCCGUCGCUGUGGCGGGGCCACACUGUCGUCCUGUCCGACCUCCGCCGCUACACCUACGGCUUCUGGGACACGCUGCUCCGCCGGAAGCUGACCCGGGUGGCGGUGCGGCACCUGCGGCGGAAGGAGUGGCGGCGCCUCGUCAAGUUCCUGCCGACGCUCACCGCCGUGGUGUUCGUGGACGGAGGAAGGCUGUACAAGGAGAAGUACCUGGACCACCUGGCCCGCUUCCCGGAGAUCCGGGACGUGGGGGUGAGGAACGCCACCUGGGACGAGCCUAUCCUCGGCCAGAGCGUCACCGCUCAGCUGCGGGAGCGGCUGACUCACCUGAGCGUGUGCAACGUCCGGCUGCCGUGCACGGUGCAGUUCAUCAACGCGGUGUCUCACCUGGGCAACCUGCGGUACCUGCUGUUCCACCAGCAGGGGGAGGGCUACGGCCUGGACACGGUGCGACCGGUGCCCCGCGGAGUCUUCCACAACCUGCUGCUGCACCUGAACAAGCUGCAACACCUGUCCUGGGGCAUGAGGGGGGAGCCAUCAGAGCCGCUGCCCGACGACUACCUCAGCCCUUCGGACCCGCAGCAGCCAGUAGGACCGGACUGGUACGGCGGCCCGGCCCUGACCAGUCUGGAGCUGGUGGAUUACCCAGAAACCAUCCUGCCAGAGAAUGCUCUGAGGAGUCUGACGUCGCUGCGCUCGCUGACGGUCCGGUACAGGUACAUCAGAGAAGGCAUCACCUGUCGCCUUCGGUCGUGGCUGAGUCCUCUGAAGCAGCUGGAGAUGCUCACCAUCAUCGGUGGAAACUCUCUGGCGACCUACACCACCACCAUCCCAUCCAGCGUGACCAGGCUGACGCUGCGAGUCGCCAUAACGCUCAAGGACAUGGACUCCAUCGCACCCAAAGUCCCAGGACUGGAGCACCUGGACAUUGAACAGAACCGGUCCAGCGGCAGCCUCUGCAGACGGAUCCCCAUGCUGUUCCCAGAACUCAGGACUCUACGGAUACGAUUUUUCCGCCGGGAACCAGAGAAGGACCUGCUGAGCCUCCACCGACUGCGACACCUGGUGCAGCUGGAGCUGCUGGUGGAGCGAUCUUUCAUCCUCAGAGACUACCUCAACGGUCACCCGUGGCCCAGUCCCUGCGUCCGGGAGCUGAUUGACGAGCUUCGACAGCUUUCCGAGAACAGGAUCACCGUCAUCACCGCCAUGCGACAGAGAAACCCUCUGAAAGAAUGCGACUGUGUCUGGGAAGGAGACUGAGGUGGCCGACAGCAGCUGGGAAAACAAGUCUGCUUCUAGGAGCACGAAGAAGACGGGUCCUUGACUCGGGAACAGAAGCCACGAGACACCAAGACGAGAAGAAUCAGAGAAACUGUUGGUCCCUGCAGGGACUGGAAGGUUAGAAGGAAGGAGGUGUUGGAUGGCGUGCUGGGAAGAAGAGCCUGAAGGUCCAGCAGUGGUUCAGUUGUUCAGAAGAGCCUGAAGGUCCAGCAGUGGUUCAGAUGUUCAGAAGAAGAGCCUGAAGGUCCAGCAGUGGUUCAGAUGUUCAGAAGAAGAGCCUGAAGGUCCAGCAGUGGUUCAGUUGUUCAGAAGAAGAGCCUGAAGGUCCAGCAGUGGUUCAGUUGUUCAGAAGAAGAGCCUGAAGGUCCAGCAGUGGUUCAGAUGUUCAGAAGAAGAGCCUGAAGGUCCAGCAGUGGUUCAGUUGUUCAGAAGAGCCUGAAGGUCCAGCAGUGGUUCAGUUGUUCAGAAGAAGAGCCUGAAGGUCCAGCAGUGGUUCAGAUGUUCAGAAGAGCCUGAAGGUCCAGCAGUGGUUCAGAUGUUCAGAAGAAGAGCCUGAAGGUCCAGCAGUGGUUCAGAUGUUCAGAAGAAGAGCCUGAAGGUCCAGCAGUGGUUCAGAUGUUCAGAAGAAGAGCCUGAAGGUCCAGCAGUGGUUCAGAUGUUCAGAAGAAGAGCCUGAAGGUCCAGCAGUGGUUCAGAUGUUCAGAAGAAGAGCCUGAAGGUCCAGCAGUGGUUCAGAUGUUCAGAAGAAGAGCCUGAAGGUCCAGCAGUGGUUCAGAUGUUCAGAAGAAGAGCCUGAAGGUCCAGCAGUGGUUCAGAUGUUCAGAAGAAGAGCCUGAAGGUCCAGCAGUGGUUCAGAUGUUCAGAAGAAGAGCCUGAAGGUCCAGCAGUGGUUCAGUUGUUCAGAAGAAGAGCCUGAAGGUCCAGCAGUGGUUCAGAUGUUCAGAAGAAGAGCCUGAAGGUCCAGCAGUGGUUCAGAUGUUCAGAAGAAGAGCCUGAAGGUCCAGCAGUGGUUCAGAUGUUCAGAAGAAGAGCCUGAAGGUCCAGCAGUGGUUCAGAUGUUCAGAAGAAGAGCCUGAAGGUCCAGCAGUGGUUCAGAUGUUCAGAAGAAGAGCCUGAAGGUCCAGCAGUGGUUCAGAUGUUCAGAAGAAGAGCCUGAAGGUCCAGCAGUGGUUCAGAUGUUCAGAAGAAGAGCCUGAAGGUCCAGCAGUGGUUCAGAUGUUCAGAAGAGCCUGAAGGUCCAGCAGUGGUUCAGAUGUUCAGAAGAAGAGCCUGAAGGUCCAGCAGUGGUUCAGAUGUUCAGAAGAAGAGCCUGAAGGUCCAGCAGUGGUUCAGAUGUUCAGAAGAAGAGCCUGAAGGUCCAGCAGUGGUUCAGAUGUUCAGAAGAAGAGCCUGAAGGUCCAGCAGUGGUUCAGAUGUUCAGAAGAGCCUGAAGGUCCAGCAGUGGUUCAGAUGUUCAGAAGAAGAGCCUGAAGGUCCAGCAGUGGUUCAGAUGUUCAGAAGAAGAGCCUGAAGGUCCAGCAGUGGUUCAGAUGUUCAGAAGAAGAGCCUGAAGGUCCAGCAGUGGUUCAGAUGUUCAGAAGAGCCUGAAGGUCCAGCAGUGGUUCAGAUGUUCAGAAGAGCCUGAAGGUCCAGCAGUGGUUCAGAUGUUCAGAAGAGCCUGAAGGUCCAGCAGUGGUUCAGAUGUUCGCUCAGCUGGCUCUAAGUGGGUAAAAUAUUCAAACAAAUCCUUCACUGAAUAUUUUCUUCACCAGUGGAACAGCAUGAAUGAAAACAUGUCAGAGCUGAUUGACUUCCUGUUGGGUCACAGAUCCAGUUAAUGUCUUGUUAGGACGAGUUUAUGUUUAAAUUUAAUUCUCUUAAACCCUUUAUAUGAAUAAACUAUAAAGUGUGAUGAAGAAGAAACCAAACUGUGUAAAACAGGCUCAGUGUUGGACUGAGAAGGUCGCUGAUGUAGAACGUUUCUCCUGAUAAAUGAACACCAGAGACUGAUGAGAGCAGCCAGAGCUGGUUUAUGAGCUUCCAGUAGUCGAAUCAUCUGAUGAAAUCACUGUUCAGGUGGUUUGUUUCUGCCAUAUUUAUGUUCAGUCUGACUGCAGCUACAAACACAGAAGCUGUAGAAACUCUGCAGUCAUGAAAAAAGAAACUUUAAAAUUGUUGAUUUUAUCAUUUUAAAGGUUACCAUUUAUUAAAAACUGUUAAAAGUCAUGAAGUGAAACUUCAA
Molecule: messenger RNA, 4070 nt
Organism: Amphiprion ocellaris (clown anemonefish)
Lineage: Eukaryota; Metazoa; Chordata; Actinopteri; Pomacentridae
Exons: 4
Coding region: 452-1828 (458 amino acids)
Molecular function (GO): protein binding
Source: RefSeq, a predicted model, not a curated record